Drosophila pseudoobscura is the source of this 990-nucleotide messenger RNA. Its product is annotated as 26S proteasome non-ATPase regulatory subunit 8-like. Lineage: Eukaryota; Metazoa; Arthropoda; Insecta; Diptera; Drosophilidae. Bases 144 to 935 code for a protein of 263 amino acids. The record is from RefSeq and is a predicted model, not a curated record. Gene Ontology annotation, biological process: proteasome-mediated ubiquitin-dependent protein catabolic process. Gene Ontology annotation, cellular component: proteasome regulatory particle; nucleus; proteasome regulatory particle, lid subcomplex. The transcript is spliced from 2 exons.
CAUACACUUUCAAAUUUAUUAAGAGAGCAAAAUCAAUUCAUUCAGACUCUUUUCAGUCGUCAAAGUCGAACUAAAUUACUAAAAUUACUGGAAAAUUACUCGUUGGGCAAAACUGUGCUCCCAACUGCCAAAAAGGAAGUAUCAUGUCCAAUCUAUACAAAGAUAUAAAGGCCGAAUGGAGCAAACGAGCCCCGAAUCUUCUGCGCUGUGGUCAACUUUUGGGCAUUUUCAAGAUGGAGAUUCUUGGAGGAUUCUUGAUGCCCCAUGAGGUGUCAAAGUCCAACCCCCAGCAGAAGGAUCAACUGGUGAGGUCCCGCGAUGUGCUGGAGAUCGCAGUGGAGCACAGCAUCACCGUCAAGGACUACGCCGCCUUUGAGCGGUACAUGGCCCAGCUGAAAAUGUAUUACUACGACUACGACAAGUUCCUGGAACCCUCACAGGAGAUGCACAAGAUGAUUGGUCUGAGCCUGCUCUAUAUGCUGGCCACAAAUCGCAUCGCCGACUUCCACAUCGCACUCGAGCGACUGCCGUCGGCCCUGCUGCUCCAGGAUCGCUUCAUCAUGCCCGUGCUGGCCCUCGAGAACUACUUCAUGGAGGGACGCUACAACAAAAUACUGGAGGCCAAGAAGUCCAUGCCCUCGGAGAUCUAUGGCAACUUCAUGGACAUGCUGGUGCACACGGCCCGCGAGGAGAUUGCCUCCUGCAUCGAGAAGUCCUACCUGAAGAUGACCCCCAAGCAGGCGGCCCAGCGUCUGGGCCUUCGUGCAGGCGGAAAGGAGCUUCUGGAGUUGGUCGAACGCCGCCACUGGACCCUGGAUGCUCAGGGGAACUACGAUUAUGCCGCACUAAACAUCAAGCCCAAGGAUGAGGUUCCGGCCAACGAUAUAGCUACACAUAAUUUAUCCUAUGCCACUGAGCUAGAGAAAAUUGUUUGAUUGUUUCAUUAUUAGCUGUAAUAAAAUGAAUUUAUUAACAUAUUUUCCAUGUUAA